AUGGAGGGAAGCUCACUCCUGCUCACCUCUUCUUCUCCUUCUUCCCGUCCUUACAUUUCUUCAACAAAACUACCAUUACGAUUCUUCCUAUACUGCUCUUCGCCGCCGCCUCCACCACCACCCCGGCUGUCCCUUCCACGCGCCACCACUUCUGCCACUCUCCUCCUUAACCACCAACAUCACCCUAAUGCCACCCCUUCCUCCCCGUCCUCAUCUAAAGAAUUCCUUCUCCCCAAGAUUGACAAGAGUGGAAGGUUCUGCAGUCCCAGAGCCGCUCGAGAACUCGCUCUGUCAAUUCUGUAUGCUGCCUGCUUAGAAGGCUCGGACCCAGUUCGUCUAUUUGAAAAAAGACUUAAUGCCAGAUGGGAAACUGGGUAUGAAUUUGACAAAGAGUCUCUGGUUCAAUAUAAUCCCAUGAGCUUUGGAGGACCACCGGUGACUGCAAGCACUGCAGCAGAAGCUGAUCAACUACUGCUUCUUGAUCAAAAGGAAUCUGAAAUUGAAGCAGAAGUUCUUGCAGCACCUCCAAAGUUGGUGUAUAGUAAACUAGUUCUCCGUUUCAGUCGGAAACUCUUGGUGGCAGUUGUAGACAAGUGGAAUGAUCAUAUCCGCGUAAUUGAUAAAGUUGCACCUCCUAAUUGGAAGAAUGACCCUGCAGGAAGAAUCUUGGAGCUCUCUAUCCUUCACUUAUCUAUGUCUGAAAUUGCAGUUUUAGGAACAAGACAUCAGAUUGUGAUUAAUGAGGCUGUUGAUUUAGCAAAACGCUUCUGUGAUGGGGCAGCACCCCGAAUCAUCAAUGGUUGCCUCAGAAGUUUUAUCAAACAGUUCAAUUCAUCCGUUGAAGCAGCACCGGAAGAAAGUGAAAGUAGUUGUAGUUGA
Molecule: messenger RNA, 879 nt
Organism: Oldenlandia corymbosa var. corymbosa
Lineage: Eukaryota; Viridiplantae; Streptophyta; Magnoliopsida; Gentianales; Rubiaceae
Source: the annotation of a GenBank genome assembly